CAAGAAGAAAAGUUGCAACUUGCAAUGCUGGCCGUGAAAGAGUGCGCCUAACCUUGAAAAAGAGAGACUGAAAAAAAAGAUCUCCCUGUUUCUCCUCAUUUCAAACGGAUAACUAAACAAGAAGAAAUGCUUCUUCAAUUAUCAGUAUCCCUGAAAUGGAGAAAUCACCACCACCACCACCAGUCCUCUGCCGCUAUUAUAUGUUCACUCAGCAAGAAAGGCCAGCGUCUCCUCUCCUCUAUCGACUCUUCCGGCGGAGAUUCCACCAUUUCCCAUCGCCUCAUUCGCAAGUUCGUCGCCUCAUCAUCAAAAUCUGUUGCUCUCAACACUCUAUCUCAUCUUCUCUCUUCUGAUAUCCGACAUCACUCUUCUCUCGCCCUACCAAUGUACGAGUGGAUUACUGAGGCUUCUUGGUUCGAAUGGAACCCUAAAUUAGUCUCUACUGUCAUUGCUUCACUUGAGAAUCAAGGACAAUUUGAUGUAUCUGAAAAACUCGUUUCUGAUUCAGUUCAGAAAUUAACCUCUCAAGAACGAGAACUUGCGAUAUUUUACUGUAAUUUGAUUAAUUCUUACUCGAAAUACGGUUCUAAGAAAGGGGUUUUUGAUUCUUACAAUUGCUUAAAAAAACAUUUUCUCUCUGGGUCAUCUUCUCUGAAUCGACAAGCUUAUGAAUCGAUGAUUAAUGGGUUAUGUACAUUGGAUUUGCCUCAUGAUGCAGAGGAAAUGAUGGAGAAAAUGAGAUUAGAAGGGUUUAAGCCUUCUGAUUUCGAGUUCAGGUCGGUUGUUCUUGCUUAUGGGAGAUUAGGAUUGUUAAAUGAAAUGAGAAGAGUUCUUGAUCAAAUGGAGAAUUCUGGUUAUACUUUAGAUACAAUCAGCUCAAACAUUGUUCUAUCUUCAUAUGGAGCUAAUAAGGAAUUAUCUGAAAUGGUUCUAUGGAUAAAGAAAAUGAAGAGCUCGAACGUUCCGUUUUCAAUUCGUACAUACAAUUCUGCACUGAAUUCAUGUCCUACAAUCAUGGCAAUGUUGAAAGAACCCGAGUUUUUACCUCUUUCAAUCGGAGAAUUGAUCGACAAUGUGAAGAAAGUGGAAGGGGUGUUGGUUCAAGAACUAAUAGAUGGUUCAUCAGUACUACUUGAGAAUUUGAAAUGGGAUUCUUUAGAAGGGAAAUUGGAUUUACAUGGAAUGCACUUGGGGACUGCUUAUGUGAUCUUGUUAGAAUGGAUGGACGAGUUAAAGUCGAGGUUUCGCGGUGGAGGAGAUUCAGUAGUGAUUCCGGCAGAGAUUAGGGUCGUCUGUGGGUUAGGUAAACAUAGUAAUGUUAUAGGAAAAUCUCCGGUUAGAGCUUUGGUUUCAGAAAUGAUGGUUAGAUUGGAAAGUCCAAUGAGAAUUGGAAGGAAGAAUGAUAUCGGAAGUUUUGUAGGGAAAGGAAAAGCAGUAAGAGACUGGUUAUGUCCUGUGGUGUCAAAUGAAACUGAUGCAAGAGUAGCUGCCACUAGAGCUCUCGAAUAAGGUGAUUUUAGUGUUAUCUUUUAAACUUUGUAAAUUAAAUUUGAUGAAUUGUGCGAUUGGAUUUGUGUAAUUUUUAGGCAAGACAUUGUUUUAUUGUGAUUGUCUUUGUAAGUAUGUUGUUAUUUUACUUGUUUUUUAUGGUGGAAAGGUUCAAACUCUCACAGGCCGGCUUGAAAACAUAGGCAUAUUAUACAUCUCACCACGUUCUGGUUCUGAAGACAUGGCAGCAAUAAAUAUUUUUUUCUUUCUUUCUUCCUUUUUAGAUAAUGGAUCCAACAACUAGUAAUUUUACGCGUUAAAUUAGAAGUAAUCCUCCUUGGAACACCAUUAUGUACACCCUUUAGAAAGAUAACAGAACAUCUAUCUCUAAAUACCAUUGUGAAAGGAAGAUGGGUGGUGUAGGAGCUCGAAAGCGAUGGACUUGUGUGGGUGCUGUAGGAAGGAGGUUUAGGAAGUCUCGUCAUCAGAAUACGAUCAUUGUUGUUCACAUUAAUAACAGUAGAAGCCUCAGAGAAGAUGACUUGGAAGAUCAUGUUCAAAAAGAGCUUGAAAAGAGCUGUGAACAAGCUGUGGAUGUCAAAGAAGUAGUAGAUGUUGGUAGUGAGAUAGUGGAGGUUGCUGAUGAUGCCGAAUCAUCUGAAGUGCUGGCAGAAAAGCAAAAACAAUUGCGUGAAGAAGGAGAACGUAUCGAAAAACAAAAGCAAUUACGCGAAGAAGAAGAAAAACGUAUCGAAAAGCAAAAGCAAUUACGCGAAGAAGAAGAUAGACGUAUCGAAAAGCAAAAGCAAUUACGCGAAGAAGAAGAACGUAUCGAAAAGCAAAAGCAAAUACGCGAAGAACAAGAACGUAUCGAAAAGCAAAAACAAUUACGCGAAGAAGAAGAAGAACGUAUCAAAAAGCAAAAGCAAUUACGCGAAGAAGAGGAACGUAUCGAAAAGCAAAAACAAUUGCGCAUAGAAGAAGAACGCAUUGAAAAGCAAAAACAAAUUCGUGAAGAAGAAGAACGUACCAAAAAGCAAAAACGAUUACACGAAGAAAAACAUACUGCAGCUAUAAAGAUCCAAUCCUUCUUCAGAGGUCUUCUGGCAAGACGAGCAUUUCGAGCACUAAGGGGCUUAGUGAAGCUGCAGGCUCUGGUUCGUGGAGUGCGUGCAAGAAAGCAGCAACAAAUGGCUCUGCACUGCAUGGGUGCCCUCAUCCGAUUGCAAAUGCGGGUUCGAUCUAGGCAGAUGCUCAUGAAGACAUGUGAUGAUUCAUCUUAAAUCGAUCAACUCCACCGAAGGCCUGAAUAAACGUUUUAUUUCGAUCCAUACUGAAUUUAUCCUUGAUUUAUUCUUUUAUAUCGCUAUUAUUUCAUCAGUGUCAUCUAUUUGUUUGUAUAUUUUGUGUGUGCUAGACAAUACAAGCAGUAAUAAUUCUGGUGUA
Messenger RNA from Papaver somniferum (opium poppy), 2934 nucleotides. RefSeq names its product pentatricopeptide repeat-containing protein At2g17033-like. The transcript is spliced from 3 exons. Gene Ontology annotation, molecular function: protein binding. NCBI's taxonomy places the organism in Eukaryota, Viridiplantae, Streptophyta, Magnoliopsida, Ranunculales, Papaveraceae. Bases 127 to 1509 code for a protein of 460 amino acids. The record is from RefSeq and is a predicted model, not a curated record.